Aegilops tauschii subsp. strangulata is the source of this 1740-nucleotide messenger RNA. RefSeq lists its product as uncharacterized. NCBI's taxonomy places the organism in Eukaryota, Viridiplantae, Streptophyta, Magnoliopsida, Poales, Poaceae. The record is from RefSeq and is a predicted model, not a curated record.
CCUCGCAAUGGGCCGAGCCGCACUGCCGCGCGCAGAACUCGUGGAGGCAACGCGCUAAAAAAAAUGAGGAGAGCAGAGGAAGGGCGGAGCGCCGCCGGCCACACCAACAUCUCGUGGACCACGGGAGGGUCGGCACGGCCACAGCAAGAUCUCGGCGACCACGAGAGGGGCGGCGCGUCUCCACUGCCUUCUAGCCACACGGGCGGUCCGGCAACUCCAGAUUUUCCACGGGAGUGGAGCACGAGCGCCGCGGCGACUCCUCCGACGACCACGGCGGUGACCCCUUCUUCCUUUCAAUCCCGAUUUAACUCCUGAUUCGGCUCCCCUCCCUUGUGGCUCUCUUCUAGGGCGUUCGUCAUGGUGGUUCUGCUCCGUCUCGGGGUCUGCAAUCCGAGCCCAGCUGGGAGUCGGCCCGAGCCUCUCACUUCAUAAAUAUGAGGAGGGAUUCGAAGACCUCUCAUUUCAUCGCCAGAUCCAGUAAAGGCCGGAAGAUCGAUUGAACGAGACAUGUCUAAGCGUCACCACUCUGAACCCAACGGCGGCCGCACCGGAAAAAGGCCACGGCGUGUGCCAAAGAAGCACCUCUACCUGGUGCUGGAUGAUUGGCACAAGGGCUUCAGCUUCAGCAUCCACAAGAUCGACGUGGACGCCUUGCAGGACACCACCACCGACCUGCACCAUGGGUUCCCUGACCCUGCUGCCCUCCGGUUAGCCGCACCGGUAAAACGUCUUCACAUGGACUUCACCGCCAUGGGCAGCGACAUCUUCAUCACCACCAACCCAUGCUGUCCACACACUCCCGCCCUCGUGUUCGACACCGAGACGGCUGGGCUCACCAUGGGUCCCCGUCCACCGGUUCGACUCAUCGAUACGACCACCUUCACCGUGGCCGCCGACGGCACGCUGUACGCGUUGACGCAUCGCCAUGUCCAUGAGCAGCACUCCUUCGAGGCCAUGUCGUGGGCGCCAAUGGACAAGGACGAGCCGUGGCCGAGCCCAACCAUGAGGUGGUCCUGGAAAAGUGUGCCCUCGCCGCCACCAUUCGCCAUGGACGACGUGAUCACCUCUUACGCGCUGCACCCGGACGGGCACACCAUAUUCAUGUCUGCGCAUGACAUACGCUAUCAUCAUCUUCCAAAGGGCACCUUCUCCUUCGACACCAGGACUUCCGAGUGGAGGUUGCAUGGGGAUUGGGCUCUACCGUUCCAAGGACAAGCCUACUACGCCGACGGGCUAGACGCAUGGGUCGGGCUUCAUAAGGACGGGUAUAUAUGCUCCUGUGAGGUCGCCUCCCGCAGCAGCACAAGUGCGGUGGAGCUGGAGUGGAAGGUGACCAAGGAGAAGCUGUUCCACAAGGACCCGGAGAGGCGGCUGGCAUUUGCGAGGCCCAGUCUCGCGUACAUGGGCGACGGCAGCUUUUCCCUUGUGGAGUCUGUGCUACGCGAGGGAGUGGAGUUUAAGUGUGCCUUUGGUGACCGUGAUGGCUGUGUGCUCCACAUGAGCACGUUUGGUCUUAAGUAUGAUCGUAGGGGAGAACUGCAAACCACGCGCCACCACACUAACUCCUUUGUAGUGUCUAAGCAUCUCCAGACAGUUUCUCCUGUAGUGUUCUGGAUGUAGAGCUAUUCGUUGACAUGUUUUAUGCAAACCAUGUCCGAGAGUAAAGUAAGCUAUGUAUUAUAUGUGGCAGUAUAAAGAGAAAUAAAAAAGAAGUCCACUUCUCUUGGCAUUUUUGGGGAA